This is a messenger RNA of Ostreobium quekettii, 1347 nucleotides long. The record is from the annotation of a GenBank genome assembly. Lineage: Eukaryota; Viridiplantae; Chlorophyta; Ulvophyceae; Bryopsidales; Ostreobiaceae.
AUGGCCAGGAUGGCGAGUGGCGUGAUGGCGCUGUUGGUGGCCACGCUCUGCGUGUGCCAGAUCUCCGCGUACGGUCCCGAGCCAGCUUGCGAGGACAAGUGCCCCACGUGCUACAAGCCCGUCUGCGGCAAGGACAACUCCACGUACGGCAACUCCUGCAAGGCGGACUGCGCCUAUGUGGACGUGGACUGCGACGGCGAGUGCCCGUGCGACAAGUGCGUCUGCCCCUACGACUACAAGCCUGUCUGCGCGGGCAACGUCACCUACGAGAACCAGUGCCUGGCCGACUGCGCGUACGCGGUGGUGGACUGCGAGGGCAAGUGCCCCUGCCCGCCCAAGUGCGACUGCGACUACGACGACCAGCAGGUGUGCGGUGUGGACGGCAAGACGUACGACAACUGCUGCACCGCCAAGUGCUACGGCGUGGAGAAGGAGUGCGACGCGCCAUGCCCCUGCUACAAGUGCACGUGCGACGAGAAGUACGACUCCCCCGUCUGCGGCGUGGACGGCGCCGACUAUCCCAGCACCUGCGAGGCCGACUGCGCCGGCGUGGAGAUCGACUGCCACCACGAGUGUCCGUGCACCUGCGCGGACGGCUGCCCGGACACGGACUACUCCCAGAUCUGCGGAAAGGAUGGCAAGACUUACGCGAACGAAUGCGAGGCCACCUGCGAGUACGUCGAAAAGGACUGCGAUGGGAAGUGCCCGUGUCCGUGCACGUGCGAGCCCACGACCUACGACGCACCUGUGUGUGGCGUCGAUAACCGGACAUACGACAGCCAGUGCUGGGCGGACUGCGCGGAGGUGGAGGUGGCGUGCGAGGGGGAGUGCCCCUGCGUGAAGCCCUGCAUUUGCGUGGCGCUGUACAAGCCCGUGUGCGGCGUUGAUAACGAGACGUACGCCAACAAGUGCGAGGCGGACUGCGCUGAGGUGGAGGUGCAGUGCGAAGGGAAGUGCCCCUGCCCGCCCAAGUGCGACUGCGACUACGACGACCAGCAGGUGUGCGGCGUGGACGGCAAGACGUACGACAACUGCUGCACCGCCAAGUGCUACGGCGUGAAGAAGGAGUGCGACACGCCCUGCCCCUGUUACAAAUGUGUCUGCGACGAGGACUACGCCGAGGUCUGCGGCGUGGACGGCAACUCCUACAACAACGAGUGCGAGGCCCAGUGCGCGGGCGUGGAGGUGGAGUGCCCCGGCAAGUGCCCAUGCGCCGGCUGCGGCUACGACUACAACCCGGUGUGUGGCGACGACGGCAACACCUACGAAAACGAGUGCCUGGCGAAGGAGGCCUACGUGUCAGUCGACUGCUACCAGGCCUGCCCCUGCGGCUACACGGUCGUCUGA